UGCUCUGGUCAUGUCCGGUCAUGUCACGUCUUUUGCAUUAUGUCAUCCGUAGAGAUUAAAAAGAACAACGAGCCUGCUUUUACGAGCAGAAAGUACAAAUGUGGGGAGUGCAGGUAAAAAGUCGUCAGAAAAAAUAAAUAUCCAAGAGAUGCCCGAACGAUCUACUUAAGCACAGUAAUGAAGUACUUGUACUUUGUUACUUCCCACGUGAACACCAGCUGCACUCCCGGGACGUUCAGGGAAAGCCGUUGCCGUGGAAACGCCGUCAUAACUUCACAACAGAGUCGGCUCUUCACGCACAACAACAGCUCCUCCUUGCUCCGCUUCAAGUUCCACAAUGAAUCCAGAAAAUUCUUCAGUUCUCACGAGUGACGAUGUUUCAUCACCCAAAACUGGAGGCGUCAAAACGGGGUACCAGGCCGUAGAUGGCCACAUCUCCCAGAUCCCUGGACUGUCCCCAACCAUCAUGUCUCUCAGUGAAGACAAGGCCCGGGGUCGAAGGGCCGGAGUCCUAGACAGUGAUUCUGACUACAUCAAACUCGCAAAACAAGGAGGUCACAGGGGACUUCUCUGGCAUGAGGAAGAAUCGUUCACCUCUAAACCGAGUUCAUACAAAGCCCCAAACUGGUUCUGCACUGAAUUAGGAGACGCCAACACACCAAACAGCCUAAUUAACAGCGAAGAGAAGCAAAACCCUGGAGCUUUUCAACCAUUAGAGGCUCCCUUUGGGACAGACAAUAUGUCAACCUGGGAGAGGGACAACAGCGGCGGCAAUGGAAAAGAGAAGGAUGACGUCCAGGGCCAUUGCGACGAGCCGGAGAAAAUCCAGGCAUCCAGUCCGUUUCACACCAAAUACAGGAGAACAGUAUUCGACAAGAAACCGGCCCCCGUUGACAUGUCUAAGCUGCUGAGCUUCGGUUACGCAGAUGACAACGGACCGGUGCAGUGACGCCUCGAACCGGGACGGUGCCGGGAUGGACCAAAAGGAACAGUUGGCCCUCUUUGCUCUGCUAUGUCAGACAUUUUAUUUGUUUGAAAAGGUUUUGCUUUGCUGAAUUGAAGUAUUUAUUGUUCCUGUUACUGCUUCCUUAAUGGUAAAAUAAAAAAAAUAAAAAAAAGAAAGGCACACGCUGUUAACACCUGAGUUUAGUUCAUUUCUGUGUCUUUAACUCUGUAAAUGUCAGUUUGAUGAUUCAAAUAAAUUUUUAAUGUUUCUAAA
Mugil cephalus (flathead mullet) is the source of this 1219-nucleotide messenger RNA. RefSeq lists its product as uncharacterized. NCBI's taxonomy places the organism in Eukaryota, Metazoa, Chordata, Actinopteri, Mugiliformes, Mugilidae. The record is from RefSeq and is a predicted model, not a curated record. Bases 338 to 949 code for a protein of 203 amino acids. The transcript is spliced from 8 exons.